CAUUGGCUGUGGGGGGCGUUCACGUGCAAGAGGGUCUGGGAUGGGACCCAAAGUGGGAGAGGUGGGCGGAAAGUUAAAGGGCGCRGAGCGGCAGCAGGAGCCUGAGUCCGGGGUGACGCGCUGAAAGGAGGAGGCSAGCGGGGUGCUCUCGCGCGUGGAUUGAGGCAGCUGCCCGCCCAGGGCGCACACCUGAACGCCAGCCCCGGCUCCCACCGUCGCGGUCGCUGUGCGUGUCAUCCUCACKCGUUUGGUGUAGCGGGCUGGCGCUUUUGCCCUCAGGACUUAUGAGCUGUACCCGGUAUGUACCUCCUGAAGCCUCGAGUUCGAGGUGCAGUAACAAGAAACCCGUGGCGAGGGGCGCGCAGGGCAGCUCCCCUUUGUUUCUUGCCUCCCACACUUUAUCCAUCCGACUAGCAGCUACACACCGGUGGUGGAACGCACUAGAUGGGCUCSAGUAAGCUGUGGCUUCCACGUGGAGAUGGCAAACCAGGGACCAGAGCUGGGAUAGAGCGCGGCUGGACUCACGUGUACCCCCCAAACUCCGGAACUUUGGGACCCGGCCGCGAGGGGUGGCGAGGGACUGAGCUUGAGACAACAGAUACCUUUGUGCCCUGUUGUCCCGGUUUCGAAGGUGGCACAAGUUUCCAGCUUGGUACCUGAUACUUAUGGGGGACGUCUCCGCAGUUGGGCAGUGGGUUUUGGAGCACGAGUCGCCUGUCUUCCCCACCCCCCAAAUCUCUCGAUCUCUCUCCAUCUCUCUGCCUCAGUUUCUCAGUAAAAGAGCUGUGUAAGAAAGCAGCUUCCAGGCCCGAAGGUUAUAAAGUUGCAUUUACUUGUCCCAACUCCUUCCCAGUUUGGUUCAAAUCCCUUUGCUGCACAGGAGAAUGGAAACUCGGGCAACGCGAAGUAGAGUGACCCACAGUCCCGGGACUGGGGCCAUCCGGGUUGGUGGGGGCGAGACGGCCCGCGCGGGGGUGCUAGUGCCGCGCAGCUCCAGCCCCGGGUUACCCCGCAGCCCCGCCCCUAUCUGGUGGGAAACUUGGGCUCCUCCUCCUGGUCGUCUUCAUCUCCGGGAACCCAGCCCAGGCCCGGCCUCCCGGACAAACACCAAAAGCUCACGUAGUCGGUGGCAGCGGCCUCCCUGCCACCUCCCCCUAGUGUCUCCGAUGCGGCCAGCGAGUUGCCGAGGGGGCUUCUCCGCCGCCGGAAAGGGUUCUGACCUAUCCAUCUAGCCCCAUGAUGGCUGUGGACAUAGAGUACAGAUACAACUGCAUGGCCCCAUCCUUGCGCCGAGAGCGGUUCGCCUUCAAGAUCUCCCCCAAGCCCAGCAAGCCCCUGAGACCUUGCAUUCAGCUGGGCAGCCGGAACGAAGCCAGCGGGCUGGUGGCCCCUGCGGUGCAGGAGAAAAAGGUGAAAAAGCGGGUGUCCUUCGCAGACAACCAAGGACUGGCCCUCACAAUGGUCAAAGUGUUCUCGGAAUUUGAUGACCCGUUAGAUAUUCCCUUUAACAUCACCGAGCUCCUAGACAACAUUGUGAGUCUGACGACAGCAGAGAGCGAGAGCUUUGUUCUGGAUUUUUCACAGCCUUCUGCAGAUUACUUGGACUUUAGAAAUCGACUUCAGGCCAACCAUGUCUGCCUCGAGAACUGUGUGCUGAAGGACAAAGCCAUCGCGGGCACCGUGAAGGUGCAGAACCUGGCAUUCGAGAAGAUCGUGAAAAUCAGAAUGACAUUUGACACCUGGAAAAGCUUCACAGACUUUCCUUGUCGGUAUGUGAAGGACACUUACGCUGGUUCAGACAGGGACACGUUCUCCUUUGACAUUAGCUUACCGGAGAAAAUUCAGUCUUAUGAAAGAAUGGAGUUUGCUGUGUGCUACGAGUGCAAUGGCCAGGCGUACUGGGACAGCAACCGGGGCAAAAACUAUCGGAUCAUCCAGGCUGAGUUGAAAUCCACUCAGGGAACCGUGGAGCCACAUAAUGGACCGGAUUUUGGAAUCUCCUUAGACCAGUUUGGAAGCCCUCGGUGUUCCUACGGUCUGUUUCCCGAGUGGCCUAGUUACUUAGGAUAUGAAAAGCUAGGGCCCUACUAUUAGUGAGUGCAGUUCACAGGUGUGUGGCCCUGKUCACCAUGCAAUGGAGAAGCCAAGAGAAGAGCCGAAUGAACUGCUAUUUGGCCCAGUUUUCACAAAGAAUCCUGUCUAUUUUUUUUUUUUCUUAAACCAGCACAUUCAGCCAGGUUUAGAUCACAGAACUGGUUUCUCAUUCAGAGGGUUCGCUGGGUCCUCUGUGGCACCCAAGGUGGCCACUUGGGAAUGAGCAGGAUGCUGCCAGAAAGAGCCGGGUAGGAACCAAGCCUGUGGGCAGUGUGGCGAGGCCGGAGGAGCCUGACCUCUUCUCUACACCCAGAUGUGGGAAGCAGUCACCCCCAUCAGACCCUCUCCAUCCACGUCUGGGUUCUCUGCAUCCGCCAGGUCUUUUCUGCUGCUGCUGUUCAUAUCUACUCAGAAGCACCCCUUAUCUCUGUGCUGUGACACAACAGCCUGACAUCAUGUCACCCAUUUGUAAUAACAGCUACAGAAGAGAGAUGGGAUCUGCUCAUUUUUUGUGCAAAUUAUGUUUUGCAUUUCAUUUUUUUCCACCGUUCAUUCAGUGUUCAGGAAAAGAUAAUAAAGGCUUGUGACAGAGGCAGGAAUUUCCGCCUCCCAUCUUCCUGAACCUACAUCCAUAUUCCACAGAGAGCAACACACCAUUAUGGAAAGUCACUGGCUCCUGUGUGGGGUCGCAGAUUUCAGGGUUAUUACAAGGCAGGACAGUCAUGAGUUUUAGCUUUUCUUCUUGGCUUUUGGGGGAGCUUUCUAAGCACUUACUUUCACCCCGAGUCACCAGAAGGCUCAAUGACAAGAUUUGUUUUCACUUGCUUGGCUGCUUUGCAAGCCUCAUUCUUUACAGAAGAAUUGUAGAUCUCAUUUCCUGGAGAGUCAUCUUUUAUGCUGUGUUUGGGACACUUGAUUUGCAGAUCCAGCAUAUCCUCAAAGCCUUCAGAAAAUGUUUGGUUUUAUUUUGACUGUGAUAUACAAUAUCCAGGACACUUUACAAGCACCCGGGGACAUUGAUUUGGGUGUUCUUAUUUAUGGUGUGUGAAUAUGUAAAGGGAUAGGGGAGAAAAACCUCACUACAUUCUCAUAUGUUAUUUUAAAAUGUUUGCCAACUCUGAAAUAUCAGAGAUUAAUUAUUUUUAACCAUAUUGRACUACAGCAUGUUGGUUAAUGCUAUUGUGAGACUCCUGGGACAUUCACUGUCAGGUGGAUCCUCCAAACCUGUGAUUUUUCUUGGGUAGGAUUGGUUUUUAAAUUAGGAGUGUAUGAAAAAUAUUUUUUUCAUGUAUACUUGUAGAAAUCUGAAUUUUUUCUGGUUUUUGUUUGUUUUUGGAGUUGGGUUAAAAGACUGUUCAAUUCUUUUUUUUGCCUGAUUUUACGAAAGUGUGUGUCGUUGCCUGGAUUCAGGGGCACAGCUGCUGGACUUGCCAAGCAGAGUCUCUAGCUUGAAUUUUUCCAGAAUAAUUAGAAACGACCUCCUGAUUUGUGACUUUGUACAUUGAUAUCAGGCAGACAUUGAGUGCCUUCGCUCCUAGAGUUUUGUGGUUGGGUUUUUUGUUUUGUUUUUAGUUUUUCAUUUUUGAACUUUAAAAUGUUUUGACUUUUUAAAUGCUCAGUGAUAUUUGGUAUAAUCCUUGUUCCUAAAACUGGCUGUUACUAGUCUUCAAUCUAGUGCUUAGUUUUUUUUUUAUGCCUCUUCCAAGUGGGUUACAUUCUGAUUACAUGAUAAUAUAAUUUAUGAGGAAGUCACAUUUUUAUUUUAUGGCUGAUAUUGGGCAGGACUGUGUUUUAUCUAAAUAUACCAUACUACAUCAGGUMCUCAGAUGGUACUUGACAUGUUACAAAUUUGGUGGUCAGAGCUAUUAAUAGCAUAAGUCUAAGUCAAAUGGCAGCAAAACUGAUCUCAUGUAGGUCAUGAAUUUUGCUUUGUGUUAAUAAGUGUCACGUCCCAAUGUAGGAAGGGAACAAGGCACACUGUUAUUUACAGGUCACCAAAAUAAGGAUCAUUCCAUGUUCAGAAGAAAGGGGCCUCAACUGGU
Messenger RNA from Urocitellus parryii (Arctic ground squirrel), 4136 nucleotides. It is a transcript of the gene Ppp1r3b, whose product is annotated as protein phosphatase 1 regulatory subunit 3B. Gene Ontology annotation, cellular component: protein phosphatase type 1 complex. The record is from RefSeq and is a predicted model, not a curated record. Gene Ontology annotation, molecular function: protein phosphatase 1 binding; protein phosphatase regulator activity; glycogen binding. Gene Ontology annotation, biological process: regulation of glycogen catabolic process; regulation of glycogen biosynthetic process. NCBI's taxonomy places the organism in Eukaryota, Metazoa, Chordata, Mammalia, Rodentia, Sciuridae.